AUGGCUUCGAAACUCUCGACGACCCCCGGCGAGAUUCUUCGCGAGGGGCAGCUGGAGAAGCGAAGCGACAGCCUGUUGCAGCUCUGGAAGAAGAAGCGCGGCGUGCUCACCGACGACCGCCUGCGCCUCUUCUCCCGGUCCAGCGAGCGAGCUAAGGAGCUGCGCUUCCACUCCAUCCUCAAGGUGGACUGCGUGGAGCACACCCGCAAGCAUGUGUACUUCACCAUCGUCACCAUUGACUAUAAGGAGAUCGACUUCCGCUGCACCGAAGAGAGCUGCUGGAACGCGUUCAUCACCCUGGCGUUGAUCGAGUACCAGAACCGUCGGGCGUUGGAAGGCUUCCGCCGCCACCGUCUCCUGCCCAUCGCGUAUGAAGAGCAGGAGGAGUCCGAAGAGCCGCGCUCCCCGAGUCCGUGGUGAGUGCCGCCUUCGUCC
Molecule: messenger RNA, 435 nt
Organism: Peromyscus maniculatus bairdii (prairie deer mouse)
Lineage: Eukaryota; Metazoa; Chordata; Mammalia; Rodentia; Cricetidae
Gene: Phlda2
Product: pleckstrin homology like domain family A member 2
Biological process (GO): positive regulation of apoptotic process; placenta development
Molecular function (GO): phosphatidylinositol phosphate binding
Source: RefSeq, a predicted model, not a curated record